AGGUGCUUUACAGGCGUUCUUACUGGCAAAUGGCUUCAUGUGGGGGGAAGACAAAGUAAAAUACCUCCAGAAGCGGAUAUGGCGUUACCUAGAAUUCUCUAGAUGAACGCCAAAGCAUACCUAGAGUAUAACCCCAUGAAGCCAACUGUCGUUGCCAUUUCCGGUUCUGAGAAUUCGCCCAAUAUACCGCAGUGACCGCACUCGAAGUUAUCGAGUGCGGUGCUACGUCGUCUCGCUCAUUAUUACAACCAGCAAGAGUGUUUUCAAUCAAGUCGUUGAAACCGCUGCAGUGUUCAAAUUGAAGGGAGGGUGUCUUGAGGCUAUAAACAAUUCACUGCUGAGAUGGAGUACCCUUACGUGGCGUGAACUUCAGGUCGAGCGUCGGCCUUCCAGAGACAGGCUUACACAUGAACAGUCUAAGGGGAUGUAUAGUAUGCCUGUCCUUGGUGAAGAUCCUCGUCACCUCGGACUCGGCCAUGCCAGUGGUCCCCCGCUGGCCCACAUACCCCAAUGUAUUAGAUCAACUCUUAACUCUCAGGCUGCCUUGCACUUUAUAUAUAUAAACGAGCCACUUCUCACCGUGAUUCAUGAUCAUCUAAAGAUGCAGCCCACGACUAUUAAUAUAUCAGGAAGGGCUGGGCUUCUUGCAUCUCAACCACCAUGGCCCUCGACUCCCUUCCUCUGUUUCUGGCGAUAUCGGUUCUCGUUGCUACUGCUUAUUUCAGUGCCAGUCUAUGUCGCCGAAAAGACGACCACUAUCCGCCUGGACCUGGUACACGAUCGUCGAUAGGCAACGUCGCACUCAUUCCUCCGAAGAAGCCGUGGGUUACUUUCACCGAGUGGGGGAAACGAUACGGCCCCUUGGUACACCUCAAGGUUCCAGGGCAACAUUUCUAUUUCGUCAACAGCAACAAAGUCGCGGACCAACUCUUGGAAAAGCGAUCGCGGAUUUAUUCUAGUCGCGCUUUCGCGAACGCCCUCGAUCUUGCUGGAUGGAGUUUUCUUCUACCUGCUAUGGCCUACUCCGAUAGUUGGCGCGCAAACAGGCGUCUUCACCACCAGUCCCUCAAGUCUCAGUCUAUACCCCAGUUCUACCCGGCUAUAGAGGAGAAGGUCUAUGCUUUCCUUCGGAGCCUUCUCAACCACCCGGAAGAGUUUAUGGAUAAUACCGAAGUUCUUUCAGGAGGCGCUGUACUAGGUACCAUGUUUGGAUUGGAUGUAACCAACGUAGACUCUCGAGCUCUUCAACUUUCAAAGACUGCAAUUCGAGCUGUGGACACAGUGGUUUCGCCUCAAUUUGUGUUCUCGGCGACUUACUUUCCUUUCUUCCGUUUUCUUCCCAUCUGGUUUCCGGUACUUGGUCGACUCAAAGAAGAUCUAGUAAACAGUCUCACCUCCCUGAAAGAUAUGAAGGAACUCGUGGUUGAACACACCAUGAAGCUUCUGAAAGAAGGCGACUUGAAAUCCUCCCUUGUGGCCGAGCUGCUGGAGGUUAACAAGGUCAACGGUGGUUCCAUAGAGGAGGACGAUCGUAUCGUGAACAUGGGGUUGAUAUCAUAUGCUGCUGGUGCCGACACCAUGGUUUCCAGUGUCUGGACCUUCUUCCUUGCUAUGAUCAGACAUCCUCGUUGUCAAGAAAAAGCUCAAAUGGAAAUUGAUUCCGUCAUUGGGACCAAUCGACUUCCAACGUUUGCCGACCGCUCGUCUCUACCGUAUGUCAACGCCAUUUACUGGGAAGUCAUGAGAUGGCAUCCACCCCUUCCUCUUGCUCCCCAUGCCACGAUUGAGGACGAUUUUUACGACGGCUUCUAUAUACCAAAAGGCAGCGUGGUGUUUGGCAAUAUAUGGGGUAUGACUCGGGAUGAAGCGGUUUAUGAAAAACCCGAUGAAUUCAUCCCCGAGCGUUAUUAUGACAAGGUCAAUGACUAUAGAGACGACGUAGCGUUCGGCUUUGGGAGAAGAAUUUGUGUGGGUCGCUACUUUGCCGAAGCCGUAGUAUGGUUGACCAUUGCAACGGUUCUCGCUGCUUUCCGUCUCGAGAAAGCCAAGAACGAGCAAGGGGAGGAGAUUGAUACGCCUGAAAGUUACUCAGAAGGACCGGUUCUCUUUAGCCGUCCACUACCCUUCCGGUGUUCGAUUACUCCAAGGUCCGACAAAUCGACCGGUCUUAUCGAGGCAUUUUCCAAUUUCUAGAGGUCGUAAAUAUAGAUGGUCUUGAAAGCGUACAUAGUGGUCAGUCAGAAAGGGUUCUGUUUAUUGUAUGGUAGAAAGGGUGAAUCUGUAAAGCUAGGUCGCCGAAGGGUACACAUUCCCCCAGGAAUAAAUUGUUUAUCUACGG
Molecule: messenger RNA, 2338 nt
Organism: Marasmius oreades (fairy-ring Marasmius)
Lineage: Eukaryota; Fungi; Basidiomycota; Agaricomycetes; Agaricales; Marasmiaceae
Exons: 15
Coding region: 661-2193 (510 amino acids)
Molecular function (GO): monooxygenase activity; oxidoreductase activity, acting on paired donors, with incorporation or reduction of molecular oxygen; iron ion binding
Source: RefSeq, a predicted model, not a curated record